Anthostomella pinea is the source of this 3768-nucleotide messenger RNA. The record is from the annotation of a GenBank genome assembly. NCBI's taxonomy places the organism in Eukaryota, Fungi, Ascomycota, Sordariomycetes, Xylariales, Xylariaceae.
AUGAAGAAGGCGUCUUCCUUCGGGACGGUGUCGUCGGCCUCGCUGACGGGCCAUGGAUUCGGCUCGGCCCCAUUAUUACCGCCAUCGCGGACAACAACAUCGACAACAACAUCGACAACAACGACAACAGCAGCUACCCGGUCCGCGAUAUUGCUCGCCGUUUGCAUGUUCUUGUCAAGCACUGUCGCCGCCCAGACACUGCCGUACAUCCCCACCAAUAUAUUCAUCCCGGCGCCCAGGACGGCGCAAACGCAACAAGAUGGCACGGCCGACAUCGCUUACAUCUUCUCACCUCAGGACGACGACUCAGUUGACUUGCUGGCACUCAACCUCUCGAAAAGCCUGAAGGCCUCAUCCUUCUCCUUCAAGACCCUGUCAUCUGGCCUACCGUUUCUUGAUGGCAACAAUACCGCUUUUACCCCGUCACUCGCCGACAAUGGAUCACUCAUCGUCUACGCCGGCGACUGUUCGUCAUCAAACACGUCUGGGAUCUGGACCUUCACUUCCUCGACUAACGACGAUGCAUCGGCCCAGUGGGUCCAACAAAGCACCACCAUAUCUACCGCGGACGACACCCUCCAGACAGGGCCGGGCUUUCUCGGUAGCAGCUUCAGCUUCUCAACUACUUUGGAGCCACAAACGUCCGAGGCGAAUACAUACGUCUACGGCGGCAUGUGCCCGGACAGUACCCUGGACUAUGCCUCACCACAAGGCAGGGCGACAUACUCGAACCAAAUGGUCAAGGUCGCACCCUCGGAUUCCAGUAUCGACGGUUACACAGUCACACCCGUCAGCAGCAAGGGCCCGCCUGUAGCGGAAGCCGGUUUCACAUUCACAGGCCUGUACCCGUCCAUCUCGAAUCACUCGGGUAUGGUGACACAGCAGGUCAACUACGUCCUACUGGGCGGUCACACCCAGUGGGCAUUCGUCAACAUGAGCACUGUCGCGAUCUGGAACCUCCCGGAAGAAAGCUGGGCCUUCGUCUCGGACAUUGGGUUGGCGGCGUCAAGCACGAGUGGUACCGACUUGGCUGUUGAGAGUGCAGUCUCGAGCAUAGACAGUCGCUCGGGUCACACAGCCCUGCUGAACGAAGAUGGAACAUCCCUGAUCAUAUUGGGUGGCUGGGUGGGCGACCUGACCCAGGCAGCUUCGCCGCAACUCGCGAUCCUCGAGGUCGGAUCGGGGUACGGCGGUGAGGGAGACUGGCAGUGGUCGGUUCCUGAUACUCAGCCAUCAGCCGGUAUAUACGGACAUGGCGCUGCCCUCCUCCCCGGUAACGUGAUGAUGGUUUAUGGAGGCUACAGCAUUUCUUCCUCGGGAAACAAAUUUAGGAGACAGGGUUCUGCCGGCACACCCACCUUCCUCAACCUUACUUCAAUGACGUGGUCCGAUGACUAUACAAAUCCAUCUUACAACGCGAACGUUCCGGAUGGUGACUCUGACGACCUCAGUGAAAAGACCAAACAGCAUCUAGGCCUAGGGCUUGGUCUGGGACUCGGGGGUGUGGCGAUUAUUGCAGCUGUUCUGGUUUAUAUAUAUUACCGUCGCCGACUACGAGACAGGCGUCUCAUCCGUGAUUCUCAGAUUCGCGAAUUAGCGCAAGAUGAUUCACGGUUCCUAGGCCACGAGGAUGAGAUGAUGGAGCAUGACCAAGGAGGGUCAUGGUAUAUGGGUGGUGCAGAUCCCUAUGCGCAAGGGAGCCGCUCGCUGGGAUAUCAGAGCUUGCAGACAAAUCGCGGGAGCAUGGACAACAGCCGCCAGCACUGGUUCGGCGACAUGCCGCCCAUACAGCCGGUAGCAAGGAAACCCGUCGCUCCCCGUUCGGCGAGAGGUCAAUAUCAGCCAAUGCCCGCAGCGGUGUAUGAUCCCUAUGAUCCCGCGCACAACUCACGGGGCCCAGGAGGCAUGAACCCCAUCUACGAGGCAGACGAAGACGACGCCCUGCAAUAUGGCGGGGGCAAUAUAGUUGGCGACCCGAUCAGCCCAUUGCGCGACGCGCACCGAGACAGUGGCCAAUAUUCAAAUCCGUUCGUGUCGCCCGUGCACGAGCGUCCGCUCUCCUUUCCACCACCCAGCCGCGCCUCAGCGUCGCCGAGUCCCGAGGACCGUCGCCGCAAUUCGGCCACAGAUCCCGAAGUGCAGGACUGGAUGUUUAAUCUGGACGCCGCCGAUGCGCUCCUAAGACCACGCCCGGCAGCAGGCGGGGCAGGGCGCCCCUCUUCAUCACCCACACGCCGUAACACCGUCAGGUCAACCCGCUCGCUCGGCGGCCACACAGCCGAGAAUGACGAAGGGGGCUCGCGCACGGGGAGCAACAUCUCUGAAUCAAAUCGUAGCAACUUAAGCCCUAGCCGGUCAGGCUCCGUGCGCUCACACCUGCGCGUCGGGUUCGGCAUGGCAGCCGCGGCCGCGGGCAUCGCUACCGAAGACCGCGGCGGAACAAGCAGCAGCUCGAGCUCGGCGCCGACCUACAACACGGCCAAGAGCAGCUUCCCCACGAUGCAGGCCGAAGGCCCGACGCUGCUCAUGGGCCGGGACAGGGACGAGGAGGAGAUGCAGGAGCCCGGCAGCCCGAGCAAGAACAAGCCGCGGCGCAGCUGGUUCGGCAGCCUGCGGCGCGUGUUCAGCGGGCCGACGCCGAGCCCCAGUUCAGGGGAGAGUAUGGACAGGGACGAAGGCGACCCGUUCCGCGACAGCAUGGCGGAGGCCAGCGACUACGACGCGCGACGCGGCGGGCUGGGCGGCAUCGCCGCCGACGGGCUCCUGCUGCGGCGGAAGGGCGGGCGCGGGGCCUGGGAGGGCCAGGGGCGCGGUAGACCGGGUUCCGGCCGCGGGAGCUACGCGCAGCUGGGGACGGGGGGCGCGGGCGCGGGCGCUGGCGACCUGGGCGACGGCGAAGACCACGACGAUGACGACGACUGGGACAUCGAGAGGGCGGUCGAGCAGCGACUCGUGCAGGUCAUGUUUACGGUGCCUAAGGAGCGCCUGAGGGUGGUUAAUGCGGAGCCCGAGAUGGAGUGGGAGAGCGGGGAGGACGUCGUUGUUGUCGAUCCCGCUCGGGAGCGCGCAGCGCAGCCCCAGGAGGAGGGGAGGCGGGAGGGGCCUGCUGUUGCACAACACCACCCUGGGCUUGCGGUUCCAUUGUCGCAACCUGAACCUCGCCGUCCAGAACCCAUACCGGCAGCAGAGCCGGAGAGGAUACAACCUGCAGGCUUGGGCCUGCAGAUUCCGCUCGCGACGUGGACUACGGCUGCGGAUUCCAUUCCGACACCGAGCCCCGUGAGCGAGAACUGGCCGAUGCGGCGGGACGACCCCGAGAAGGAAGCUCUGCGUCGUGAACUGGAUGCCGAGUGGGCUAGGGCCGAGGCAGAGGCGGCUGAGAAGGACAUGCGGCAGCAGCAGCAAACUGUCCUCGACCAGGAGAUCGAGAAGCUGGGACUGGAACUGCAGCGCGAUAACGAGAGGGCGCGGGCCCGGUCCCGGGAGGAGACCCCAGAGCACCACGACCACCUGGUUGACCGUGCACCAGAGCCAGAAACCGAGCCCGAGCCCGAGCCCAAGCAUCUUAUUGCCCGUAAUCUGGAUAUCGUCAGCAGGGACGUAAAUACCAGUAGCAGCAGCAGUGAAGACGACGCUCCCGCGCCGCUGACGCCGCGGUCCGAUCGGAAGCCGCGGUCUCGUGUCCUGGCUAUGGUUGAGCAUCUGGAGAGCAAGAGCCGCGAGGGCAGUCCGUCGACCUCGCCUACGCGGGGGUCGCCUUUGCGGUGA